Messenger RNA from Sceloporus undulatus (fence lizard), 1979 nucleotides. It is a transcript of the gene LETMD1, whose product is annotated as LETM1 domain containing 1. The record is from RefSeq and is a predicted model, not a curated record. Gene Ontology annotation, molecular function: ribosome binding. Lineage: Eukaryota; Metazoa; Chordata; Lepidosauria; Squamata; Phrynosomatidae. Bases 75 to 1166 code for a protein of 363 amino acids. The transcript has 9 exons. Gene Ontology annotation, cellular component: mitochondrial inner membrane. Gene Ontology annotation, biological process: intracellular monoatomic cation homeostasis.
GGCCUAGUCCAGUUGGCUCUGUUUGGAAGCCUCCUUGCCCUCCUCCUCCUCCUCCAGGGCCUUCUGCCGGCGUCAUGGCGGCGCCCUCUUCCUCGGCGGCGGCGGCGCUGCUCCUUCUUGGCGGGCGGCGUGGCUUGCGCUUCGGCCAGGGCCUCCCCUGCUCCCGGGCUUUGCGGCCCCCGGAGCCUCCCCCUUGGCCGGCCCUCAGGCCGCCAGCAUGCCAUUUCUCUGCAAAUUCCAAAAAUUUCUUCUCUGCCUUAGUGUCCAAAGUCAAAUACAUGAAUAACAAAUAUGAAAGAUAUUUGGAAAGAACAUUCCCACGUUUCUAUCAGCUGUACUCAACUUUCAUAAAAGGUUUUCGGAUAUUUUUCUUGGAAGCAAAAGAAAUAAGGAGGAUAAAGACAAACAUGUCCCAUAAAAAUAUCCAGUUUCAUCAGCUUCCAUACAGAGAGAUGGAAAGACUAAGGCAGUUUCGCAGAGACCUGAUCAAGGCCAUUCCUGUUGGGAUUCUGUCUCUUCCACCCUUUGCUAACUAUCUGGUUCUUUUGCUUAUGUAUCUGUUCCCAAGACAACUCUUGAUACGGCACUUUUGGACUCCUAAACAACAAGCCGAGUUUCUGGACACAUACCACAAUAUAAGGAAGGAGGCAUAUCCUGAAGUGCUUGAUGGUCUAAAGCAUCUGACUCACUCCUUAGUUGAUCCACAGCUUCGCAAACAGAUGCUAGAUCUCUGCAAAAAGGUACAGGAAGGAUGCCACCCAGAUAUAAAAGAACUUAAAGCUACAAGGACCUUAUUUGUGGGGCACCCCUUUGGCAUCCAGCGGCUCAGGAUUCAACAGGUGAAAGUUCUAAGUCGUGUUCUCUUCCUGACUCCUCGCUUGCCUUCCUUCUUCCUACGAUAUCGCCUGCGGAAUCAUGUGUUGGAGCUUUACCACCUAGACCAAGCAAUGCUGAAAAUGGGAAUCAGAGAGCUGACAGAUGAAGAAGUACAAAUGGCAUGUUAUAUUCGUGGUUUGAAUUCUGUUCACCUUAGCCCAUUGGCAUGCAGGCUGUGGUUGGACCAGUGGCUAGCGCUGUCCUGCUCACUGAAAGAAUCUGAAGCUUCACUCCUGGCCCAUGGCAUGGUCUUACUUUCCACCAACUUCACACCAUCCUCGAAGAGUUGACCGAGGGGAACUGUUUCUGGACCACUUAUGAAGACAUGCUGCAAUGAUGACCCCCUGGCUGAACAAGAAGGGGACAUGGAUUUUUGCUUACAGUAAAAGAGUAGCAAGAGUCCAGCAGGUGAGGUCUCUCCAACACUCGUUAGCCUUGAGGGGGAGAUAGGGGAAGCACUGCAAGUCAUAUUCUUUCCAUUGCACUGGGGACCAGAGUGUUGCCAAGACUGUGCUAGACAGAAUAACAGCAAAGUGUAAGUCUAGCUCAGUAAAGUAGGCCCACUUUGAAACAUGUAACAUGAUCGUCUGUAAAAAUGUGCUAGUGAUUUUCAGUGGGCAUUAUAAAGUGUUUGGCACAUAUGGUGCAGAACAUUAAAAAAAUAAGCAGGAUUCUUGCAGUACUUAUACAGAAUGAUUUGACAGUGACACCUAACAAACUUCCAUUUCCGUGCUGGGGUUGGAAUCAUGCUGCCCUACAGAGAUGUUGAACUGCAACUCUCAGCAUUCUUCCCCAUUAGCUGUGCUCCCUAGGGCUGCAGUGAGCACCACCAUUCCUACUCUGUCUCAAAAUACUUUGACAAUACUGAACUGAUGAUGAUGGUGAUACGAGGCAAGUCUGAGGAGUCCCUCACUUGAUGGCAUGUGGGAAGAGGAAGCCAAGUCUUGUACACUGGAACUGGAAUUCUUUCUAGAGUGCAAAUCAUGUAUACUAGUGAUCGAAUACAAAUGCAAAUUGUAUGAAGUGAAUGAUAUCCCAACUGUAUUAUAGCUAAUAUAUAAUUGCUCCAGGAAAGAUGGUUAAUAAAGACAAGCUUAACACUU